Messenger RNA from Lagopus leucura (white-tailed ptarmigan), 3895 nucleotides. RefSeq names its product centrosomal protein 152 (gene CEP152). NCBI's taxonomy places the organism in Eukaryota, Metazoa, Chordata, Aves, Galliformes, Phasianidae. Bases 110 to 3895 code for a protein of 1261 amino acids. The transcript is spliced from 22 exons. Gene Ontology annotation, cellular component: centrosome. Gene Ontology annotation, biological process: centriole replication. The record is from RefSeq and is a predicted model, not a curated record.
AUGCGGAAAAGCGGCGGGGCCGCUGUCGUUGUGUCGGAGGGGAGGCGGACGGUCGUCUCUCCCCGCGCCUCAGGUUUCCCUGGGUACUGGAAAAUACUGUUAGAGCACAAUGUCCCUCGACUUUGAUAGUGGGGCUCUGCAGACUCAGCAUGAAGAUGAAGACUAUGACCAAGAGGACUAUGCGAGAGAGCAAGAGUUGCAACAGCUGUUGACAGACCUUCCCCAUGAUAUGCUGGACGACAGUGGAGACCAGCUCUCCAGCUAUUCGGACUCUAGCAUUCAUGAGACUGAGGAGCAGUCACAGGAAGCUCGAAAGCCAGAUGGAAGGUGGAAUGAUCAUCUAUUGAUAACUGAUGCUCAAAAUGGUUAUGAGCAAGGACAAAAUCUGUACCCUGACCAAUUCUUGUGUGACCAGCAAAAUGACCAUGUUGAAAAACAUGCCAAGAAUUGGAAUGGCUUGCAUAACAGUGAUCAGAUGAAACAUUUAUACGAUGUGAAAGAAGAUUACUCUGGACAGAACAGUCAAGAAGAUGCAGAUGAUGUCUAUCUUGAUAGAGAUGGAUUUAAUGCUCCAGGUUGCUACCAGCAGAGCAAUUUAUAUCAUCUUCCUGAGAACUUCAGACCAUACACUAAUGGCCAUAAUCCAGAAUUUAACAGUCAACAGAAUCAAAUAAUAAACUUUCCCGAUGCUCCAAAGGAACAUCUUAAGCAGCCGUUUGUUACAUCUGAAGUUGUUAGUGGCCAGUCAGCAGAAUCUUACAAAGUGAUGUAUAAACCUUACCAAAAUGACGUUCAUAAAAAAAUUCCAGUAACCCAAGAAGGAAUGAGAAGAAACGAAGUGUAUGAAGAUUUGCAGCAUGAGUUCUCAGGCAAUGAAGAAAAUUCUUCAGAGAAUAUGCAGAUUCUUCAACUUAAAGCUCUAAAUAAAGCACGAGAGAGACGAGUGGAAGAACUUAAUGAAAAGCUAGAAAAGAGUGCACAGCAGAUUAGGUAUCUGAGCCAUCAGCUUUCAAUGGUCACAGGUGAAAAGGAUGGUUUGGCUGUUAGUCUUCAUGAAUCUCAAAAACUCUAUCAGAAUGGAAAAGAACGGGAAGUGUACCUUGAAGGCCAAAUAAAGGCACUUGAAACUCAAAUUCAGACUCUUACUACCAAUGAGGAGCAGAUAUUGAAGCAAUCCAGGGUGGCAGAAGUAGCCAUGGAAAGCAUGCAGAAGCAGCUGUUAGAACUUCAGCGAUCAGACACUCUUCAGCGAGCCAGAGAACAGCACGAUGCUGUUGUUACAGCACUCAAGCAGAAGCACGAGAAGCAAGUACUAUCAUUAGAGCAGAAACUUGAUACUACAAAAUCUGCACUACAAGAGCAGAAAGAGCUUUGCCAAAAUCUAGGAGAGCGUGUUAAGGAACUUGAAAAAAUGCUGGAAGAAACCAAAUGUGAAAAAACUGAAAUAAUAAAUCGAUUGACAAGAAGUCUUGAGGAAAGCCAGAAGCAGUGUGCAAACUUACUGCAAACAGGCUCCAUACAGGAGGCAAAUCAGUUACGGUUUCAGUUGCAACAAGCUCAGUCUGCGCACAUGAUAAGCAAUAACCUGAACAAGGCUCUGCAGGAUGAACUAAUGGAACUGAAGGAAGAAAUAACUUUGUAUGAAUCUGCUGCCAAACUUGGAGUAUUUUUGAGUGAUGCAGGUGGAGAGCUGCAAGCGAACCUCAGUGAUUCCUGUGUAGAUUUGGGGAUUAAAAAAGUCACCAUGAAUAACUCAAGGUUCUGCAGUAUAAUACAGAACAGAGACAUGGAUAAAGAGCUCUCUAAAGAUGAAAUUAUUGUAGAAUUAAAAGCUGAACUGGAACGCUUAUUGAGCAGUAAUAAAAUGAAGAGAAACCAGGUUACUCAAUUACAAAAUGAUCUUAAAGAUUGCCAGAAGAAGUUAGAAGAAUUCAAGCAGUUGUUGAAAGCAGAAAAAGCAUCAAAAGAUUUGGAGCCAGUGACAAAUCAAAACGAUGCUUUGGUGGCCAGUCUGUUAGAUUCUGAUAAUCUUAAGGAAGAAGUUUUGAGACUCAGAAAGGCAAAUGAAACUUUGCUUAGAGAAGUUCAGAGCCAUGCUUUGACUAUUGAAGAACUGAAAGAAAACGAGGAAAAACUGAAAAGCUCAAACCAGGAUCUCUGCUGUCAGAUGAGAAAGAUGGUUCAAGAAUUUGAUGAGGAUAAACAAGAAGCCAUUGACAGGUGUGAAAGAACAUAUCAGCAACACCAUGAGGAUACAAAAGCCCAGUUUGAGAAAGACAUGAUGCAGAGGUAUGCUGCAGAAAAACAGCAGCUUAUUCAAAGUUAUGAAGAGACAGUCUCGCAGCUGAAGGCUACCAUAGAGGAGCUGAACAGAGAGAUGACCACAGUGAAGGAAUGUUACAUAGCAGUGUGUGGUGAGAAGGACACCUUGGAAACUACUUUAAGACAAAUGUUUGCACGUGAGCAGCAGAUGAAAGAAGAUAAGCUCAAGAAACAGCUUUUAGAAGAAAAAGAAGAAUCACUUAGAAUUCUGAGAAGUGAGCUUGAGGAGAGAUACAGUAAUUCUAUUGCUGAAGCAAAGAGGCAGUGGCAGGAAGAAAAAGAAAUGCAGAUUGAGAAGGAAGUUGCAUUUGCCAAAGUGCACUGGGAAAAGGAAGAAAAAGAGAAGAAGGAAGACGUCAUUGCGAAGAUAGAAAGAGAGUGGCAAAGUAGGCUGGAAGAAGUUAAAAAAACUGUGUUUGAAUGUAAGGACUGCAGCAGUCAAACAGAUAGAGUAACAUGUGUGAAUGAUGCUUCAACUGACGAGUUAGCAAGGAUUGUUGAGGAUCAGAAGCUGCAGAUCCAGAAGGCUCUGAAAGAAAAAAAGGCCUCUGAAGAGGCCUUAAAAGAACUUGAAAUAAAACUCGAAAGUAAAUACCGUAAACGUCUUGCCAGCCAGGUUGAGGCAGCUUUAACCCAAGCACAUGCCAGGUCGCUGCAGGAAUUAACAGACCUCAAAGAGUACAAGUUGGCUUUGGCUUUCUCUCCUGAUGAAGAAAAAUGGAAGAAUGAGCAUGAGAAUCCAGAGAAAUCUGGAUCAAUAGUUAGAGAACUUGAGGAAAAGGUAGUUUCUCUCAAGAAAGAAUUAGAGCUAAAGGAAGAAGAAAUCCCUGUGACUAUCAAAGCAGCAGUGGCGAAAGCCCGUGCUCAGUGGAACAAAGAAAAGCAAGAAGAAAUUGCACAAAUACAAGAGCAAAAUGAGAGAGACUACCGAUCAUUCUUAGAUGACCACAGAAACAAGAUUAAAGAGGUACUUGCAACAACAAAGGAGGAUUUUGCAAAGCAGGUGAAUGAUCUCUCUGCUCAGAAGGAGGCAGAAAUGAAGAUGUUGCUGGACCAAAAGCAGCGAGACUGGGAGGCUCAGGAAACAAAAAGACUUCAGGAUGAAAUUAAUCGGUACGAGGAGAAGACUCUGCUUGAGCUCGAGUGUUUGUUGAGAGAAGUCCAUGAAGAGCUAGUUAAAAGCACCUGUAGUCAGCAUUCCUGGGAGGAGAGGAUUUCUGAUGCUCCUGUUGAAUUAAAUCAUCAUUGCAAGGACAAACUGAAGGCAUGCCUACAAAAGGCCUACAGAAGGACAGUUUACAAAAUUCUGGAAAAGCAUGAGCAAGAGUGGAAAGAGAAAAAUGAAAAGGUACUGAAUAAUGCAAAUAAAGAAGCCUGCUCCAGCAUGCAAGGAGGUGAUGGAGAAACUGGGAACAUAGCAAGAUCCCCUUUUUACAACAUUGGACAGCAAUCAGAAACACAAAGAAGGCUGAAGAGACGGCAUAAAAGUGGGACAGAUGGAGGUAUUGAGUUUGUUUUCACUCUGACAGAGCUGAAUGUUAUCCAGUUAGGCUUGAUAGGCUUGAACUUGUGA